AUGCGGAGUAAAUGGUACGUAGUCGCAUUUGAUUUAACGAGGGUAAGUUCAUCAGGAUUUGAAAUUUUGCCCAAUGUCCGUCAUCACAGACUAUAUCCCGCUGUAGACUAUCAAUCUUAUCGAUUGGCAUCUAUCGAAUACAAAAAAAAGUUUAGUGAUACCAUUAUAGUCAAAAAUGAUAUAGUACCUGGAAUGGUUCUUCUAUUUUUUGAUAUGGCAAUUCAUUUUAUUGAACCUGUACGGAUCUACGACUCUCCAAAAUUCUAUCAAAUUUAUUCAAAAGAGAUAAACCCAAAUUGCGUACGAAUUUCUAUGAUGAAAGAUGCUCAAAAACAAAUAUCUGCUCAUCGAACUCCAGAAAGAAUUCUUGAUUUUUCGGACUAUUUUGAAAGAUAUGAAAGUUUUAAAAUUAGUACGCAUCAUAAUAAAUCGACUGAAAUAAGUUACAUCGAAUAUGAUACUUUUACUCCCGUUUUUGGUACUGAGCAACCCAAAUCUUCAGAUUUACAGACUCUUCUUGGAAGUGCUCUCGUAUGUAAAGGACAAAAUGACGUUCCUGUAUUGACGGGAGUGUUAAUAAACACGUCAUAUGACGGAUUUAAUUUAUAUGCACUCGUAGGAGGUAUGCAGAAUUGGAUACAAAGCAAGGCCUAUGAUUUUCAGAAAAGAACUUACCGACUUAUAUGUUCGAAUCCAGUGGAAAUGUAUCAACAUGAUUUGCCAUAA
Cotesia glomerata is the source of this 726-nucleotide messenger RNA. RefSeq lists its product as uncharacterized. The coding region runs from base 1 to 726 and encodes 241 amino acids. The record is from RefSeq and is a predicted model, not a curated record. Lineage: Eukaryota; Metazoa; Arthropoda; Insecta; Hymenoptera; Braconidae. The transcript has 5 exons.